AUGGUCAGGGCCCGCGAAAUCGCCGAGCAGGACGCCCUCGCGGCUCUCUCCGAGCACAUGGACCCGCUCGUGGCCCGGCUCUACUACAACGCCCGGCUCAGCCCCAUCUCCCUGCUCCCCGACGAGAUCCUGCUCAUGAUCUUCAAGGCCCUGGGCGACGACCCGGUGGCGUACUUUCUGCUCCGGCGCGUCUCGCGCAGGUUCAAGCAGGUUCUGCUCGGCCGCGAGUUCCACCGAUUUCUCUACCCGAUGGACCGCGCCAACCCCGACGGCGUCGGACCCGACAUCAGCGUGUACUGGAGUGACACUAAUCCCGACAGAGUCCUGGCGGCGACGGGGAACCACGCCAGCAAUACAAAGCGGCAGUUUCACUGCUCGGGCUGCAACUUGGACCACAACUGGCGCCUCUUCUCCGCGGCAGAGCGGGAGCGGCCGUGGCGGUUCCGGGAGUGCGCCGGACGCCAGGGCUACCUAAGCCUGUGCGCGCACGUCAAAAUUACGUGGGACGCCGUUUCCUCGCGGUACUACCAGCUGCGCCACCGGGCCGCCCUGCUGAGCUUCGAGACCGUGCUCGCGCAGUGCAAGCACCCGAGCCACGAGACGCGGUGCCCGGACUGCAGGCGCGUCGCCGCCGACGCUGGGCCCGUGCAGAGGAACUGGCCCACGGCUUACCUGUGCCUCCAGUCGCCGUCGGGCGAGCUCGACCUGCGCCUCUCGUGGCAGGCGGAGACGGGUCCCCUGCCGAGGUUGCGGGCCUUCCCCAGCAGGGGCUUCGCGCCUCGGACCUGUCUCGAGUACUCUGGCCCCGCUUCUUUCCCCGGAGGGGCCGCUCCGACGACCGCAACACUGACCACCACGACAACGGUCACUUCGGCGGCGGCGGCGGCCGAAGUAGACGCGGCGGACGCCUUCUUCACCACAGGCCGCAUCCUGAACAUGCCCCCUCGGCGCAGCGCGACGCCUCACGCUACCAAGGCCACGUGGCCUGGCACCAGCACUCCAUAG
This is a messenger RNA of Parascedosporium putredinis, 1005 nucleotides long. The record is from the annotation of a GenBank genome assembly. Lineage: Eukaryota; Fungi; Ascomycota; Sordariomycetes; Microascales; Microascaceae.